AUGACUGAAGCCUUCACUUCGGACACGGCGACCGACUGGGAUAAAGCCGCCGCCGCGGGAAGUAUUAUCCCCUUUCUUGGCUGUGGCCUUGGUGCAAAGGCUGACGCGGACAAGGGGGAGUCUGACUGGGUUGACACGGUAUUAUGCGCAACGGCUGAUGCUUUGACAUUGACUCCCGUCGCUCUGCUUGGAAUCUUGCUUCAUAUUUAUCGAAUUUUUCGCAAAUUGGCACAACCUGAGCCACUGCCUAAAUCCGAGCACAUGCGUGGGGUUCAUGAUAGUGCAUGGACGAGCAUUCUCAACGAGAAAAUAUACACGCAACUUUAUUCAGAUAACAGCUUCCAAGAGCGCUUGAAAGAUGCUUUGCUUUUCACGGAACUGGCCGUUCUAUCCGAAGCCGCACUGGGUAUUGGCCUGGCAAAUCCAGAUGUGUUGAGCGCCAUGCAGGCCAGCACUUCUGAUACGGACAAGUCCAAAACCCAGAGUAUAUCUCCAUCAGCUGCUGAUAAUAUCCGAGAGGGUAUUUCAAAUGAGACGAUUCACGGCCAGCGCGAUUUUCUGCUGCGUCUACCAGAUCAACUUCUGACAAGCGCGGAGCCUUAUGCUAAAACCUUAGCUGAGCAAUUUAAAACGGAAUUUACUGCCGAGUUGAUAUCCGAUUAUACGGCGCUCAAAUACACUCAAUUUACUCAAGGGCGUUAUCUCAGCGUUGGAGAGCCCAUCAUUCCUCCGACUAACAAUUUUACCCAAGUUCAAUCUACACUGAAAAGGAUGGCUGAGCGUUUGAAUAGCUCACCACUACAUAUGCCUAACCGCUUUGAUGUUGCCUAUGUUAUUGGGCAGUCAAAAGGCCUCCAAGGAAUGGAUCCGCUUAUCCCAACCCUGCGAGAUUUUCUAAAGACUCAAGAGCCAAACCUACCGGAAUCUGGACGCGACCCCUUGCUCCUGUUCCAUACACUAGAGGUCUCAAGGUUAUUGUAUGGCGAGAAAACUGAAGAUGAACUUGACAGUUACUGGCCGUCAUCUGGAAAUACAGCCAAUCUUAGACCGCUUCAAAUUCUUAUUGCUAUGAAAUUCCGAAAGGUAUUUGAGGAGGUGAAAAUGAAGAAGCCUCAGAAAGAUGAAGAUGAAUUCAAUAGCCGCCCAAGUCUUCCCCAUGCCAAGGGUAUUUUAGAUGAACUGCAAAGCGCCCCAUAUCGUAGUCUUAUUCUUGGACUUGGCGAAGAGGUUAUUAACAAUCUACCCAAAGACCCACGAUAUAAAACAUACAUUGCUUUAUUUAAAGAGCCGGCGCUUAUAGACGCCAUGCUGCAGCGCGCGAUGGAAAUGCAGGCCGAAAAUGGUACUACUCCUGUUGAUAACUAG
Molecule: messenger RNA, 1365 nt
Organism: Metarhizium brunneum ARSEF 3297
Lineage: Eukaryota; Fungi; Ascomycota; Sordariomycetes; Hypocreales; Clavicipitaceae
Source: RefSeq, a predicted model, not a curated record